AUGUCAUUAUCAUUACAAGCUGAAAUUCUUAGUAUAUUAAUUGGUAUAAUGCGUAAAAGUGAACGUAAUUUAUUAGCAUCAAUUGAUGCACAAAUAUAUGAUGAAGCAUUAGAAUUAUUAAAUAAAAUUGAUAAUGAUGUUGUUGCUGAUUUAUUAGUUCAUAUUAUUACAGUUUCAACAUCAUUAACAGUUAGUGUGAAUGAACUUAAACUUCUUUUACAUUAUCUUAAAACAGAAAAUCGAAUAUGGAAAAAACAUUCUGUUAAAUUAUUAAAUAUAUUUAAAAGUCUUCCAUAUCGACAUGGACCUGAUGAAUUUUUUAAUUUUUCUGGUCGAAAUGGUUCUGGUAUUGUUUUACCACCAAUUAAUAUUUGGCUAUAUCAAAAUAGUUUUACAAUAACAACAUGGUUUCGUAUUGAUCCGGUUGCUAAUUGUGUGAUUGAAAAAGAAAAACCAUUUUUAUAUUGGUUUUGUACAUCGAAAGGUCAUGGUUAUACAGCACAUUUUGUUAGUAAUUGUUUAGUAAUAUCAUAUUCAAAAUUAAAAGAAAAAACAUUUCAACAUUGUAUACAAUUUGAAUUUAAACCACGAGAGUGGUAUAUGAUAACAUUUGCACAUGAAUAUCAACGUUGGGGUAAAAGUAGUAUACAUUGUUAUAUAAAUGAUCCAAUUGUAUCAAAUGCAUAUUUUCCAUGGAGUAUUGAAAGUGAUGAUUUAUUUGAUAAAUGUUUUAUUGGUUGUUCACCUGAUCGUCAUGAUUUAACAAGUUUUCCUUGUCAAUUAUCAACAUUUUAUUUAUUUAGUAUAUGUUUAGAACCAUUAAUUGUACAAGGUUUAUAUAAAUUAGGACCAGCAUAUAAAAAUCAAUUUAAAUUUGAAAAUGGAAGUGCACAUAUUCUAUCUGAUCUACAACGAAAAGCCAUGUAUGAUGGUAAAUUAAUGAAUUCAAUUGUAUUUAAUUAUAAUCCAAUUAGAUGUGAAGAACAACUUGUUUCACAAGCUGCACCUAAAACAAAUAUUUCAUAUUUUAUUCAUACAGCACAUGCACAAAUGUUAAGUAAUGUUCGAUCUGUAAUAACAUAUUCAAUUUAUUCAACAUUACAUAGUGUUGGUGGUAUACAAGCAUCAAAACAACAUAUUAAUAUGGAUGUACUCAAUUCUCUUAUAUCAUUAACAACAUUUUUUGUUAAAAUUGAAAGCAAAAAUAGUCCAUUAUUAUUAAAACAAUUAUUUGUUCAUAUAUUUUUUAAUCCUGCUAUAUGGAUUUAUUGUUCAGUUGAUGUUCAAAUGCGUUUAUAUACAUAUUUCGCAACAGAAUUUGUUACUUAUUCAGAAAUUUAUCAUUUAAUACAACCAAUAAGUGAAAUAAUUCAAACAUUACAUACAUUAAAAUAUUUCUAUUGGAUUGUUGAUCCACGUCAUCGAAGUGGUUUUAAGACAAAACGUUUAGAUGGAAAUCGACCAACACGUGAACAAAUUAUUGAAAUGAGAAGUUAUAUGUUACUCCAUUUGAAACAACUUGUUAUUAGUAGUUCUGGUAGUCAAGAAGAAGAACUUCAAGCUAUUCUUAAUUAUCUUCAUACAGUUCAUGAAGAUAAUAAUCUUAUCGAUGUAUUAGAUAUGGCUGUAAAUCUUAUGUCUGAACAUCCAAGAACAAUGGUACCUGCAUUUGAUCGUCGACAAGGAUUAAGAACGGUUUUUAAAUUAUUAGCAAGUAGUAGUGAAAUAACACGUUUAAAAGCAUUGAAAUUAUUAGGAUUUUUUCUUCAACGAAGUACAAUACUUGUGGAAAAAGUAAGUGGAUUAGCUGUUGAAAAACGAAGUUCAAAAAUUACAGCUGAUUGGAAAAUUGAAAAUUCAGUAAUUGCAACAUUACUUCGAAAUGCAGCUGAUAAUAUUCAUUUAUAUGAUAUUAAAUUACGUUUUCUUGAUGAUUUAAUUUUACUUGCAUCAGCAAUAUUUGAUUUAUUAAAAAUUUUAUUACAUCAUGCUAUUAAAUAUGAAUAUGGUGGAUGGCAUAUAUGGAUUGAUACACUUUCAAUAUUAUAUGGACGAAUAACUAAAGAAGAUUACUAUCGAAAAGUUAAUAAAAUUGUUGAAAGUAUGAAAGAUGAUGAUGAACAUGACCCUAAAACACCAGUUACUCCAGGAAAACUUAGUGAUUCACAAAUUCCAAUCGAUGAACAAAAUGUUUCAACACCUACAAAAUCAACAUCUAGUCGUCAAGUAUUUAAGACAAAUCAAUUACCACCAUUUACAAUAUCUCAAUUUAAAUAUUCUCCAAUGCAUAUUCGUCUAUUACAUAGUGUUUUUGAUUCAAUCGAACAUGAAAUUGAAUUAUUAGAAAAUACGGAAGGUUUAUCACCUAAAGAUGCAUUAAAAAUUUUAAAACAUGUUAUGAGUUUAUCAGAUUUAUUUAUACUUGCAAAUACGGGAAAUUUUUCUGAACUUGAACAAGAAAAAAGUAUGCCAAAUGGUGAAAUAUUACGACAAUGUCUUCGUUUAUCAAUGACAACUGCUGUAUGUCAUUGUAUGAAAUGUCGUUUUCAAAAAUUUGAUUCAUCAAAAUUAUCAAAUUCAACAUUGACACAAAAAACAUCAAAUAAAGAUCCACUUGAAAUUUUACAAGAACUUGAUGUUCAACGUUUACGUGCUAUUAUCUGUCGUGAUGUGUAUCCUUUUUCUUUAUAUUAUUAUUGUUUUGCUUUAUAUGUUUGUUCUUUUAUCGGUGAUACAAAACAAUCACAAUUUUUAGCAUUACCUAUUGUUUAUUUUGUAUCAGUACUUAUGGUAUCAAGAUAUCGAGAUAUAAUUGAAACAAAUCUUUCUAGACAAGCAUCAAUUAUAAGUACAACACCUAGUAUUCGACAUGGUUCAACUAGUGAGAUUAAUGUAGAUACAGCUAGUAUAAAUGAUUCGACAUCGAUUACAAAUAAUCAAAAGAAUAAUGGUGAAUCAGCAGUUAUUGAUGAUAAUAAUGAAAUUAAUAAAAUCAAUUCAAUCGAUAUGAAUAAUACAAGUGCUACUGCUAUUUCAUACGAACGUGCAUUAUCAAAUAUUGCACCAUUUUUAUGUGAUAUAUUUAUAGAAUAUUCACAUAUUCUUACAAAAACAUUAGUUGGUUCACAUGGACAAGAAUUAUUACCAAGUGGUUUACAUGCACUUAAACAAACAGCAUCUAUUGUUGAACUUGUUAUGUUAUUAUUUAAUGAAGGACGUUUAUUAUCACAUACAAGUAAAGAUCAUGUUGUUAAAGUAGCUAAUGAAGCUGAUUUUAUACUUAAUCGUAUGCGUGCUGAUGAUAUAUGUAAAGCAAGUGAAUUUGAACAAUUAUCAGCACAAACAACAGUUGAACGUAAAUUUGAAGAACAAUUAUAUGAACAUUUUAUAACAGGAGUACGUCAACGACAUCAAGUUAUAGCAUCACAUGAUUUAAGACGACGACAACGUUUAAUACGUAAUCCAAAUGGUUCUAUACAUAGUGAAGCAAAACAAAAAUCAUCAUUUAAUGGUAUUAAUGAUGACAUAAUAACAUCUGUUAUACAAGAAGAAAAUUUAUUAAAACAACAAAAAAUACAAAAUUUUAAUCAAACAAUAUCAGAUGAUGAUGAAAAAGAUCUUGAUCAAGAUUUUUCAGGACCAAUAUGUUUUUCAACUGAAUAUAAAGCAUUAGAAAUAUUUGUUUCGAAUAGAACAAGUGUUAUGUUUGCAUUUAAUGAUCGUUCAAUUGUAAAAAAAGUUGUAAGCUUUUUACCUCGAGUUGGUGUUGGUGGUCGUUAUGGUUUACCACAAUAA
Molecule: messenger RNA, 3795 nt
Organism: Rotaria sp. Silwood1
Lineage: Eukaryota; Metazoa; Rotifera; Eurotatoria; Philodinida; Philodinidae
Source: the annotation of a GenBank genome assembly